Pseudomyrmex gracilis is the source of this 358-nucleotide messenger RNA. Its product is annotated as deoxyuridine 5'-triphosphate nucleotidohydrolase. The record is from RefSeq and is a predicted model, not a curated record. NCBI's taxonomy places the organism in Eukaryota, Metazoa, Arthropoda, Insecta, Hymenoptera, Formicidae. Gene Ontology annotation, biological process: dUTP catabolic process; dUMP biosynthetic process. The annotation marks the transcript as partial. Gene Ontology annotation, molecular function: dUTP diphosphatase activity; magnesium ion binding. The transcript has 3 exons.
ACAUCACGCCAUCGAUCUCUCGCGCACGCGCACUUGAUCAACCAACAUGCACGCUCACGUGCGGAAAAACAGUUUUUCUCUGAAUAUCAGAUGUGCCGACGUGUGUCCUCUCACGUUGUUUGAUAUGCGAACGACGACGAUGGCGAGCAAUGUGUGGGGUGUUUUGCGCCGUUGCAUGAGAGGAAACGAAGAACUGAUUCUCAGAUACGCAAAGUUGUCAGAAAACGCGUACGCACCAAUGAAAGGCUCGACAUAUGCAGCAGGCUACGAUUUGCGAAGUGCUUACAAGUACAUCAUUCCAGCCCACGGAAAAGAAUUAAUCAAGACUGAUUUGCAAAUCGAAGUUCCUCCCGGUACG